This is a messenger RNA of Temnothorax curvispinosus, 2349 nucleotides long. Its product is annotated as inositol polyphosphate 5-phosphatase K-like. NCBI's taxonomy places the organism in Eukaryota, Metazoa, Arthropoda, Insecta, Hymenoptera, Formicidae. The transcript is spliced from 9 exons. The record is from RefSeq and is a predicted model, not a curated record. Gene Ontology annotation, molecular function: phosphatidylinositol-4,5-bisphosphate 5-phosphatase activity. The coding region runs from base 285 to 1598 and encodes 437 amino acids. Gene Ontology annotation, biological process: phosphatidylinositol dephosphorylation. Gene Ontology annotation, cellular component: cytoplasm; ruffle; plasma membrane.
GGAAUCGCGUGACCAGAUGUUGCACGCGGCAGCGAACGCGACGAGUCUCGCUGGCGGUGCGACGGUACCAUCGCGGCCGACAGCCGACAGCCGCGGGUGAAAGUACGAGGAACCGGAGAGGAACGGGAACGCGCGCGAUGCGCGCGAGUUCCUAACCUGCCGAGCUGUCCAGCGUUGUGCGGAGUCAUCGCGAUGUGAAUCCGUUUCCCUUAGCUACGCGAUUUACGUAAAUUCCUCGUAGGAUCCCCUUGUCCCCCUCCCUUGUGUCGUCGAGCGCCCCUGAAAUGGCGUGUCCGGUGGAACGGCUCAGAAUUUACUUCGUCACGUACAAUGUGGCUACGAGGUUCCCAGAUCCCAGACAGGACCUUCAGCAGCUCCUGGGCAUUGCAGCCUGCGACGAGUCAAAGCUGUGGCCAGAUUUAUAUUUCAUCGGUUUGCAGGAAGUUAAAUCCCAACCGCAAAAUAUAGUGUUAGACUAUAUACUAUUCGAGGAUCCGUGGACUAAAGCCUUUAGAGAUGUGCUGAAGAAGUAUGAUUACGUGAAAAUACGUUCGCAACGGUUGCAGGGUCUUGUUCUGAAUGCUUUCUGUCUGAGGAAGCACUUGACGCAUUUAAGAUUGAUAGAAGCUCAGUAUACCAAGACGGGUUUCGGUGGCAUGUGGGGAAACAAGGGUGCGGUGAGCGUAAGAAUGAAUGCCUACGGAGUCAGCAUUUGCGUGGUGAACACGCAUUUAACUCCUCAUGACCAUUUGCUAGCCGAUAGAAUAGCAGAUUAUAAUACCAUCGUGACAGAUCAUACUUUUACUGCUCCGUUUACAUCGAGAAUAUUAUAUCACGACUAUAUAUUUUGGAUCGGCGACUUGAACUUUCGACUUAAUGGAGAGGAGUUAACCGCCGCCGAUAUAGACUUACUGGUGAAGAAGAAGCAAUUGAAGGAACUUCUCGAAAGAGAUCAGUUGAGAAUGGUGAUGAAGGAGCAACAAGCCUUCGCCGAACUUAAUGAAAGUAGCAUCACGUUCCCGCCUACUUACAAAUACGAGUUUGAGUCCCAGGAAUUUGAUCUCAAGCGUAGACCGUCUUGGACCGACAGGAUUUUAUACAAAGUAAAUGCGGCAGAUAUAUAUGACGACAUAGAAAUUCACACUGAGCAGCUUACUUACAAGAGCCAUCCCAAUUAUAGUGUUUCCGAUCACAAACCUGUAACUGGAGAGUUCAAUAUCGUGGUCAGACCUAAUGUAGAAAACCACUUUGUGGAAUUUCAAGACUGUACCGUGGAGGAAAAUUUUAUAUCUUACAAACUGCAGAGAGAUUUCAUUCCAAGCAACGGAGACUGGAUAGGUCUCUUUCCUAACGAAUUUUCCAGUUUAGAUGAUUACAUCAUUUACGAAUACGUUAGCCGCGGUAAACCAACAUCAAUUUCUGACGAACCUCACGCGAACACGGAACGAAUAUCAUACAAUGACUCGGCGCUUCGUCUGUCGGAAAUGUAUUGCUUGGUGUAUGUAGCUCAACGAGGAGAUCUUAUGGAGAUUUUGGGUGUGAGUCCGGAAUUUUCGGGCCCUCGCAGAUCUAUCGAACAGUGUGUUUUAGCUACAUAAAUUUUAUAGCGAACAAUCAAUUCACUUACAAAAUAGCUUGCGCUUGUGAUCGGUAAUCGUUUUACCGAGAGAUUAAAUAUCAAACUUCGGUCAAUUUUCUAGAUGAACGAAAAUAUUUUUUUUACUUGAUUUUUUGUUGUCUUAUUACCACAAUCUUCUGGGAAUUCUUAAAUAUUUUAAGGGUGAAAUAGGUUCACUACUCUAAGUAAGUUGUGACUUGGGAAGUUAAAUGAAUCAAGAAAUAUGGCCUUUAAUCGGAGGGUGCUUUUGGUAUGGUGUGAUAAGUUUAUAAAUUAGAAGCAUCACAUGAACGAUGCUUUGCACGUAGGAUUUAAAUGUUACUUUUGGUACCUGGUUUUCGCACUCUCAGGCUGCCGCUUAGAGUGCACAGCGGUGUAUUUAACGUCCGCUUUAGAGCUUACAGUGAGUGCACGUUUUUCUACACGCGAGAUCUUCCUCGAUUCAUUGACGCCCGCUGUUAUUAGAGAAUAGGAUAGGUAUAUAAAUAUUUUUUCCUGCCUCUCGAGCGUCAAUGGAUUAUGCGAGUGCGCUCACGUUAUAUAUCAUGACUAUUUUCGUAGUAUAAUUUUUCGCAGCUAAUUUGGAUUCUGGCAAAGUACGCUUGUACUAUAAAGAUUAUAUUGUUUGUUAUAUGUAUAUAUAUAGCGCGCUGUCGAAAAAAAAGUAAACGAACAAAUGUACACUAUGGUUUUAAAGGGAACGCAAGAAUAAAGGAUAUUAAUAUUUUUUA